AGGCUUUAGGUGGGCGGAUCCGCGCAGGCGCCCGAGGCGCGAGGGAGAGGCGAGCGGCCGGCGCAGUUUCGGGAGGUGAAUAUAACUUACAAAUAAUAUGUCUCCUGAAGUUGCCCUAAACAGAAUUUCUCCAUCACUUUCUCCUUUGAUCUCCAAUGUGGUCAGAAAUGGAAAAGUAGGAUUGGAUGCAACUAACUGUUUAAGGAUUACUGAUCUGAAAUCUGGUUGCACCUCAUUAACUCUUGGACCCAGCUGUGAUCGAUUUAAGUUGCAUAUUCCAUAUGCUGGAGAAACUUUAAAAUGGGAUAUAAUUUUUAAUGCUCACUAUCCUGAGUUGCCACCUGACUUUAUCUUUGGAGAGGAUGCUGAAUUUUUACCUGAUCCUUCUUCCUUACAUAAUUUGGCCUGCUGGAACCCUUCAAAUCCUGAAUGCCUCCUGCUUGUUGUAAAGGAACUUGUACAACAGUAUCACCAGUUUCAAUGCAGCAGAUUACGUGAGAGCUCCCGGCUCAUGUUUGAAUAUCAGACAUUACUUGAAGAACCUCAGUAUGGAGAGAACAUGGAAAUUUAUGCUGGCAAAAAGAACAACUGGACUGGUGAAUUUUCAGCUCGGUUCCUUCUGAAAUUGCCAGUGGACUUCAGCAAUAUCCCUACCUACCUUCUCAAGGAUGCAAAUGAAGACCCUGGAGAAGAUGUUGCUCUUCUUUCAGUCAGUUUUGAAGAUACAGAAGCUACUCAGGUUUUUCCCAAAUUGUACCUCUCUCCUCGAAUUGAACAUGCUCUUGGUGGAUCUUCUGCUCUUCACAUUCCUGCUUUUCCAGGUGGAGGCUGCCUCAUUGAUUAUGUUCCCCAAGUAUGCCAACUAUUAACCAACAAGGUUCAAUAUGUUAUCCAGGGUUACCAUAAGAGAAGGGAAUAUAUUGCAGCAUUUCUUAGUCAUUUUGGAACUGGAGUGGUAGAGUACGAUGCUGAGGGUUUCACAAAACUCACUUUGUUGCUGAUGUGGAAGGAUUUUUGCUUCCUGGUUCACAUUGACUUGCCACUCUACUUUCCUCGGGAUCAGCCAACUUUGACAUUUCAGUCUGUCUAUCAUUUUACUAAUAGUGGAGAACUAUAUUCUCAAGCCCAGAAAAACUAUCCCUAUAGUCCACGAUGGGAUGGCAACGAAAUGGCCAAAAGAGCAAAGGCUUACUUCAAACUAUUUGUCCCUCAGUUCCAGGAGGCAGCCUUUGCAAAUGGAAAACUCUAAAAGAAAAAAAAAGGGGGGGGGGAAACAACCUCAUCCUG
Molecule: messenger RNA, 1287 nt
Organism: Notechis scutatus (mainland tiger snake)
Lineage: Eukaryota; Metazoa; Chordata; Lepidosauria; Squamata; Elapidae
Gene: BABAM2
Product: BRISC and BRCA1 A complex member 2
Biological process (GO): double-strand break repair
Cellular component (GO): BRCA1-A complex; BRISC complex
Source: RefSeq, a predicted model, not a curated record